CGCCUUGAAUUUGUUAAAACCCACACGACACCCAUCGCGUUUCGCACUCCGGUACACCACGGUGCUCGCGCUCGCGUCGCUCGCCACACCACACGCCACCACCGCGCGGGCACGCGCGCCACUUGCGCGCAGACGCGCCGAAGCUUCUUCGUCUCGAUCGCGCCGCGCGCGAUCGAGCGCGACGUACGGCUAGCUGCCGCCACCACCACCACCACACGCCGGCCGGAGGACUGGUCAAUCUCCCAUGUGCCUCCACCGCAUAUAGCGUGGAGAGCUAGCUAGCUCUACUACUGUGGCUGUGGCCUGUGGGAGCAGGGAGCAAUGGCCGCGCAGGAGAGCGCCGCGGGGACGACGAACCAGGUGAUGCGGUGGCGGUACGGGGACGUCGACGACAGCAACUUCGCGGUGCACGGCCGCGCCGUGUACCUGCUGGUCGGGCUGCUCGUCGCCGUCGUGGUGUUCGUCGCCCUCUGCCUCUACCUCCGCUGGGCGUGCCACCGGUACACGCCCGACCCGGAGGCCUCCUCCUCGUCGUCGGCGGCGGGGGCGGCGGGGGCCGCAGCGGCGGCGUCGAUGCACGGGCUCGACGCCGAGGCGAUCGGGGGCCUGCCGGUGACGCUGUACCGCCCGCGCGACUCCUCGUCGCCUCCCGCCGGGAAGGGCGGCGGCGGUGGCGUCGACGACGACCAGGCGGCGCAGUGCUCGAUAUGCAUCAGCGCGCUGGUCGCCGGCGAGAAGGUGAAGGCCCUCCCGCCGUGCGGCCACUGCUUCCACCCGGACUGCGUCGACGCCUGGCUCCGUUCCCAGCCCAGCUGCCCGCUCUGCCGGAGCCUCCUCCUCGCCGCCGCCGCCACCGCCGCCAAACCCGACGUCAACGGCGGCGACGACGACGACUCCGCCGUGUGAAGUGCAACCAGCGCGGCUAGCUGCCAACGCCAAGCUGCUCCGAUCCGUCACCCCCACUGACGAAGCGGCCCCACCUGGAAUUCGCUGCGGUUCAGUAAAGUAUUUGUGGCUGGAUUGUUGGAGUUAUCGCGAACAGUGGCACCACAGGCUGAAGCUGCCUGCCCACUACGUAAUAUUAUUUUAAGCGAGACUUGAUUAGUUUUCACGCAUGCACUCCUGAUGUCGUCCACCACCGGCAUUUCGAUCCAACCGGGGCAACAUUCGCUCUGAUCCAACAUUCGCUCUGAUCCUGAAGAAGAGCAUGCUCGCAGUAGCAGCAACUUGCAAGCUAGUAGCUAGCAACAAAGUCGACCAGUGAUAUGUUGAUGGAAUUGUGGGUGUAUAAUACUCACGAAUGUUACGCAUAUAUAAAUAGACUAUAAAUAUAAUUUUAGUAAGACUAGAGAUAUACCGUUGGUUUUCGUCUUUGAGAUUAGCGUGUGUUAGAGGGUGCAGUUGUGAAGGUGUGAGUGUGAUAUUUUUUGCGUUUGUUUACCGUGUAAUGAAAAGAAAGAAGUCGACCGGAGAUAUUCUCCUGCCGAAAAGUGAUCGAUCGACAUAAGAAAAUUCAA
This is a messenger RNA of Oryza sativa Japonica Group (Japanese rice), 1517 nucleotides long. Its product is annotated as RING-H2 finger protein ATL66. Lineage: Eukaryota; Viridiplantae; Streptophyta; Magnoliopsida; Poales; Poaceae. The record is from RefSeq and is a predicted model, not a curated record.